This is a messenger RNA of Magnolia sinica, 954 nucleotides long. RefSeq lists its product as uncharacterized. The transcript is spliced from 3 exons. Bases 1 to 954 code for a protein of 317 amino acids. NCBI's taxonomy places the organism in Eukaryota, Viridiplantae, Streptophyta, Magnoliopsida, Magnoliales, Magnoliaceae. The record is from RefSeq and is a predicted model, not a curated record.
AUGGAAGAUAUCGAACCUCCCUUCACCUCUGCAAUCAUGAGCGAGGUGAUGCCGCAGAGAUUCCGCAUGCCUCCCAUCAUCUGGUACUCCGGGUCUGGAGACCCAUCUAAGCACGUAGAAGCCUAUCGCUCGUGGAUGCAAAUUCAGACAACCACAGACAUGAUGAUGUGCAAGGAUUUUUUGAUCACCCUUAUUGGAUUUGCUCGGAGUCGGUACAGAUUGUUCCUUACCCAGUUUAUAAGUGGUAAGAAGAGUCGAAAACUGACUACUCACUUGUUCACCAUCAAGCAGGGGCCUAAAGAGUCAUUGAAGGAUUUCAUCACCCGCUUCAAUGAGAAGGCAUUACAGAUGGAGGACUACGAUGACAAAAUGGCGCUCUCUGUCGUGUUCAACGGACUGAAAGAGGGGAAGUUCACCUUCUCCAUUGGGAAGAAUUCGCUGAAAACUUUGGCCGACCUCGUCACCAGAGCUAAAAAAUAUACUAAUGCCGAAGAGUUCUCCAACUCCCGUAAAAAUGUUCAAGGAGAAGAGCCGUCAGCCAAAGGGAAGAGGCUGAGGAACGAAGAGCCCCAGUCAUCCAACAAAAAAUCGGACGACUAUGUUCCUCGAGAUCAACAGAUACUGUUAGACAUCAGGGGUCAGAGGCUCUUGAAUUGGCACGUUUGCAUGAAGGCCAAUGCGGAACACCGAGACAAGCGUAAAUAUUGCAGGUUCCAUCAUGACCACGAUCACAACACAAGUGACUGCGUAGAUCUCAAGGACAAGAUCGAGGCCCUCAUCCAUAAGGGUCAUCUGCGCCGAUACAUUAAGGAGAAGAGAAUAGCUCAGAGAGAAGAGCAACCGGACAAAGCUACAGAGGAACUAGUCAAAAUCCAUGCCAUCUUUUCUGGUUUGUCCGGUGGAGGAGACUCAAACAGGGCCCGUAAAGCCCACUCUCGGAAGUCCGAUCAGUAA